Messenger RNA from Penicillium odoratum, 3192 nucleotides. Its product is annotated as putative RNA interference and gene silencing protein (Qde2). Gene Ontology annotation, molecular function: protein binding; RNA binding. The record is from RefSeq and is a predicted model, not a curated record. Bases 1 to 3192 code for a protein of 1063 amino acids. The transcript has 3 exons. Lineage: Eukaryota; Fungi; Ascomycota; Eurotiomycetes; Eurotiales; Aspergillaceae.
AUGUCUGACAACCCUCGUGGUCGUGGCCGUGGUCGUGGCCGUGGUCGUGGCCGUGGUCGUGGCCGUGGUCGUGGCCGUGGUGACCGUGGAGAUCGUGGUGGAGAUCGUGGUAGUGGUCGUGGUGGUCGCGGUCGUGGUGACACGGAGCUUCCUUUCCGGUCGGGAGGACGUGGUGGAGGUGAUCGAGGGGGACGUGGAGAAUUCCGAGGUGAUUUCCGGGGUCGUGGUCGCGGGGAUUUUGGGCGUGGGGAUUUCGGAGGUCAUGGUGGUAGAGGAGGAUUUCGCGGCGGUGGGAACCAAGGUCCACGAAUUUUCAAUGAAAGCCAACCGGUUCCUGCACCUGAUGCUCGGGUCGAAAAGGUCGAAAUUGCGAACGCCCAGGCUCUGACUCGGGGACGCAAGAAGGCCGCCGAUUCAGCUCGUUAUCCGGAUCGCCCAGGCUAUGGCACCCUAGGCAAGCCUGUCACCCUCUACGCGAACUACAUGCCUUUCGCUGCCGUUGGCAAACCUGUAUUCCGUUAUCAUGUCUAUAUAGCGAAGGAUCAGGGCAAGGACCUCCCGGUCAAGAAGGCCCGUCAGGUCGUGCGACUCUUGCUAGAAGAGCACUUUGCAAGCGAUAUCAAGAACAUCGCCACGGAUUACCGGUCCACGUUGAUUUCAUGUGUUGAUUUGCGCCUGGGAGGUGACGACAAGAAGUUCGAUGUGCGGUGGAAAAGCGACAAUGAGGUUGAAUACAUGGAUGAACCGAAGGUCUACAACGUUACCGUUGGCGCAACGGGCACACUUGACCCGGUGGAUCUGGUCAACUACCUGACAUCGAGUAGCGUCACCACUCCGCUGAUGCACCAGGAGCAGAUCAUCGGGGCCAUGAACAUCAUCAUCGGUCAUCAGCCAAAGACCGACCGGUCGGUGGUCACACUCAGCGGCAACAAGCACUUCAGUUUGAACCCUGCUAUUUCUGAGCGGAUGAGUCUGGGCGGCGGCCUCGAGGCCCUGCGUGGAUACUUUGUCAGUGUGCGUGCUGCCACUGCCCGCGUUUUGCUGAACGUUCAGGUCAAAUAUCUAGCCUGCUACCAAGAAGGCCCUCUGCCCAUGGUGAUUGGAGAGUUUUUGCGCACAAAUCCACGCAACCCUUACCGCCUGGAAUUCUUCUUGAAGCGCAUGCGUAUUCGCGCCAAUCAUAUUGUGCGCAAGACAAGCAGUGGCAAGUCUCGCCCUCCCGCUGUCAAGAGUAUCGCGGGAUUGGCAACACCUGCCGAUGGUAAGUCCAGCGUGAACCCCCCUAAAGUCGCGCGUCACGGUGCCGGUCCUUUUGAUGUGGAAUUCUUCUUGGAAGCACCCGGUUCGCAACCGCCAGCUGCGCAAGCUGCGCAGCCCGGGGGCAAGGGCAAGAAGGGAAAGAAGCCCGUCAAGGCAGGCCCUGCCCCCGCUGGCCAGUAUAUCUCUGUCGGUGCUUAUUUCAAAAGAGAGUACAAGAAAGACUUGGACCCUGACAUGCCUGUGAUCAAUGUUGGCAACCGUCAAUUCCCCAUGUAUCUCCCUGUGGACGUAUGCAUGGUCGAGCCUGGCCAGCCUGUUGGAACCAAGCUCUCCCCCAACCAAACAUCUGACAUGCUCAAGUUUGCCGUUAUGGGCCGUAAGCCUGCACAAAACGCCCAGUCCAUUGUGAAUAAGGGUGCGGGCUUGCUAGGUCUGGAGCCGCUGAACGCGACGCUGGCUGCCUUUGGUGUCCGUGUGGACAACAACCUUAUUACGGUCCACGGCCGUGUCCUGCCACCUCCCAAGAUCAUGUAUGCCAAGCAGAAGGAGAUCAUGACUAUGGCUGGCUCGUGGAAUAUGAAGGCCAUCCAGUUCUCCAGGCCUGUGCCUCUGAAGAACUGGACGUACCUCUACGUUACUACGAAACGUGCAAGGACAUACUGGCAAAACCUCGCAGCGAUGAUGGAGUCUCUGAGGAAGUUCACCUCGGUGCUCCGAACUAUGGGCAUCGAAGCUGAAAUGCCCAAGGAGGGACAGCGCGUUGUGCUGACCGGCAGCAACGGAAGCGACACCGAGGUCAUCGAAAGGGCUGUCCGCCAACUUCAAGAUCGCUAUAAGCCUUCAAUGAUUCUCGGUGUUCUUCACGGUAAGGACACGACCUUGUAUAACACGAUCAAGCAGGUGUGCGAUGUGCGCUGCGGUGUGCGCAAUGUCAAUGUCCAGGCUGAGAAGCUCGCUGUCGCGCAAGAUCAAUACUGCGCGAACGUGGGCCUCAAGAUCAACCUUAAGCUUGGCGGCGGUAAUCAGUCCCUCCGAAGCUCUGAUCUUGGCCUGUUCGGAAACAACAAGACGAUGCUCGUUGGUCUUGAUGUCACCCAUCCCUCGCCCGGCUCUUCCAGCAACGCACCUAGUGUCGCAGCGAUCGUGGCAUCCGUAGACUCUACCCUCGCACAAUGGCCUGCCGAGAUUCGGAUCCAGGGUUCGCGCAACGAAAUGGUUGCUGACCUUGACGCUCUCAUGCAAUCUCGCCUCAAGCUUUGGGCCAAGCACAACAAGAACAAGUACCCCGAGAACAUCGUCGUCUACCGCGACGGUGUCUCCGAGGGCCAGUAUAACCUCGUGCUCGACAAAGAACUCCCACUCCUCAAGCGUGCCUGCGCCGCCGUCUACCCCGCCGCUGAAACCAAGCGAGGCCUCCCAGCCAUGUCCAUUAUCAUCGUCGGCAAGCGCCACAACACUCGGUUUUACCCGACCUCCGAUGCCGACGCGGAUCGCUCCGCAAACCCAAUGCCUGGUACUGUGGUCGACCGUGGCGUUUCAGAGUCCAAGUCCUGGGACUUCUUCCUCCAGGCACACUCCGCACUUCAAGGAACCGCUCGCCCAGCUCACUACUUCACCAUCUGGGACGAGAUCUUCUACCCCCAGCACCCGGGUACUAACGGAGCCCGAGGUGCAGCGGACGUUCUCCAGGAUCUGACGCACAAGAUGUGCUACCUUUUCGGUCGUGCGACAAAGGCUGUUAGUGUAUGCCCUCCUGCGUACUAUGCGGAUUUGGUCUGUACCCGUGCGCGCUGCUACCUGAGCGACCUGUUCGACCCGAGUUUGUCGAACCCAGAGGCGAGUGUUGUAGGCACUGAGGGGGCUGGACAGGUGGGUGGUGAUGAGAAUGUUCUUAUUCACCCCAAUGUGAAGGAUACGAUGUUCUACAUAUAG